AUGUAUCACACUGUUAUUAAUGAAAUUCUAGUUCCACCAUCGAUUCGAGCUGAAUCUACUUUGGUUUACAGCACUGUUGGUAAAACAACGGAAUUGCGCUGUUCAGCGAUUGCGCCAUUCGACACCCAAGUCUAUUGGCGACGUUUGGAUAAUUCUACCCUAUCCAAAUUCGCCACCCAACAAAGGCAAAUACAUAACGAUGUGACACAAACAAGUUUAUAUCUCUCCGAUCUGGAAUUGCGUGAUUUUGGAUUUUAUGUAUGCGUUGCAGAAUCCCAAGCGGGACAAAAUCAUGCCACUAUUGAGUUACGAGAACAUCAUCGUUCAUCAAUGUCACAUCUACUCGACACAAACGAAGUAACAACAUCACGUAUGCAAAUACUUAAAAGAAAUAAAGUCUCUGAACCAAGCAUGAUUUCUGUUAAAGUUAAUAGUGCAUCGGCAACAUUCUUCGUCUCUAUAUUUCACUUCUCGUGUAUAAUCGUUGUCUUUGAUCUUACAUAA
Molecule: messenger RNA, 504 nt
Organism: Adineta ricciae
Lineage: Eukaryota; Metazoa; Rotifera; Eurotatoria; Adinetida; Adinetidae
Source: the annotation of a GenBank genome assembly